Molecule: messenger RNA, 690 nt
Organism: Fragaria vesca subsp. vesca
Lineage: Eukaryota; Viridiplantae; Streptophyta; Magnoliopsida; Rosales; Rosaceae
Exons: 2
Coding region: 61-468 (135 amino acids)
Source: RefSeq, a predicted model, not a curated record
GGGAUCGAAAUAGCAACCGAAUUGAAGGAGAGAGACGCCAAACCCUAAUCGAAGCCAGCGAUGAAGACCAUGAGGCUCCAACCCUCGUCACCGGACCCAAACCAACCCAAGAAGGCGAAGCCGGACAGCAUCGAUGAAGAACAUUUAGCCCGCUUUUUUUUUACUCCUGAAGAUCGAAAUCUCCCGCCAGACGAAUUUUGGAGUAAGCGUACGGACGGCUUCAUCGAAGCUAUGAUGGAAAAAAUUCCUAAAUCUUGUGCGGGGUUAGAAAAGAAGCUUCCAGAAACUUUACCAGAGGGAUGUACAUGGGGUUAUGACGUCCCUGGGAGUGGACUUAGAAGCUAUGUUGUUAAGAUGUUUUGCCUCUAUUGUGGUGCGGCUCACUUGGAGGAGGACUGCCCGAAGAAGGAUACUCAAGGGGCCAAGCCUAUAUUCAAUUUCCCCAUCUUCCGCCCCAAGACCAAGUAACUCAUUGUGUAUGAGUCGUGUUUAUCCGUCUACAUUACUUAUCUCCCUAUAUGAAUGUAUGAUGUUAGCACUUAGCAAUCCUAUGAUCUACCUAAGUCUUCUGGAUAUUGGGAACUUAGUUACAGUGUGCAUGUGGACUAGGCUAAAAACCUAUGGUUGUUUAACUCGUAAUAAGAGGAUUCUGGCUUCAUCUAAUGGGAUAUGUGUUGUGGCAUGCUUUGU